CAAAAUACAAGAAAAAAGAGCAAAGAAACAAAAUAAACAAGUGUGGGCCACGAUGAAGUAUGGAUUGUGUGACAAGUGAACAGAGUGAAAAGAACAAUAACAAGUCAAACGUGAUCAAUAACAAUAAUAUUGGAAGUGGGAUCGGAAUCGGGAUCGGGAUCGGGAUCAGGAGUUUAGAGCAAUUGACCAGUGGCAGCAGUAUGAACACCACGGCCAUGUUGAUGCAUCAUCAGCAGCAGCAGCAGGCAGCCGCCGCAGCAGCUGCAGCAGCAGCAGCAGCCCAGCAGCAACAGCAGCAGCAGCAGCAACAGCAACAGCAGCAGCAACACAAUGGACGCGACGGCAGCAACAGUUCCCGCGGCGCCAACGAUGAUCGUCCCAAUGGUCGCAGCUCGCACACGGGACGAGGAUCCAGUUGCUCACCGGCCAGUUCACCAAGUCGUCAUCCGAGUGCUGUCAGUCCUGUGAGCUCCCUCAAUCACUCCAUGAUGCAGCAGAUGCAGCAGCAGCAGCAGCAACAGCAGCAGGCCCAGCAACAGGCCCAGCAGCAGCAGCAUCAUCAGCUAAGUCCUCCGCCGCAUGGCUUGUCCUCUGGCAAUGGAUUGCCAGCUGGAUUGCCCCCACGAAUGCCCCACGGCUUGCCGCCACAUUCUUUGGGCUUGCUCAACUCCCUGCAGAUGAUGCAUCAUGCCUCCCCGCUGGAACUGAUGGCCGCUGCCCAUCAUCAUGUGCCGCCAAGGUCGUAUAACUCACCGCCACCCAUUUCCACCUCCGAUCCGAGUGCCAAUGAGUGCAAGUUGGUCGAGUAUCGUGGCCAAAAGGUCGCCGCCUUCAUUAUCAGUAAUGAGACAAUGCUCUGCCUGCCGCAGGCCUUUGAGCUAUUCCUCAAGCAUCUGGUUGGUGGCCUGCACACGGUGUACACUAAGCUCAAGCGUCUGGACAUUGUGCCGCUGGUGUGCAAUGUGGAGCAGGUGCGAAUCCUGCGAGGAUUGGGUGCCAUCCAGCCGGGCGUCAAUCGCUGCAAGCUACUGAGUUGCAAGGACUUUGAUGUUCUCUACAGGGACUGCACCACGGCCAGAUGCCUAUCGAUCAAGCCACCAGAGAGUAACUCUCUGCAAUUCCGCAGUUCCAGACCGGGUAGACCGCCCAAAAGGGGACCCGUGGGGCUUUCCCUACCGCCCACUCAUCUAUCGCAGCAUCCGCAGUUGAAAAAGCAUCGCCUGGACAAUGGAGAUUAUGCCUAUGAAAAUGGGCACAUCAGUGAUAUGAACCGCUUGGAAAAGUCACCACUCCUGGCUAAUGGCUACAAUCCGCCGCCCAUCAAUCACAUGGCCUUCAUGCAGAUGAAUGCCCACCAUCCUGGAGCGGCGGCUCUCAUGUCGCCGGGUAUGCCGCCCCAUGGUCUCCACGCCCGUCCCGAAAGCCAAAUGUUGAAGGCCGCCGCCCAGAAUGCUGGCAUGUCAGCGGCCAAUAUGGAUGCCUUGGCACGUUCCGGGAUCUGGGAGAAUUGCCGGGCGGCCUAUGAGGAUAUAGUCAAGCAUCUGGAGCGAUUAAGGGAGGAGCGAACGGAUGAGCGCCAGCAGGUGAUGGGCGUGGGUUCGGCAGUGGUCGAUCGAGUGGGAAAUGUGAUGGUUGGCGAUAUUAAGCCAAGGGAUCUGAGCUCAAGGAAUUGUUCUCCUACACGCCAGAGUCCUGUGCUGAAUCUGAGUAAAUCCGGUGGAAAUACGGAUCACGGUGGCAGCAAUUGUGAUGCGGGUAGUGAGCGGAGUGACUGCCAUUCGGUGGCGGGUUCUCCUGGUAGAGGUGGUUCCCGGAGCCUGGACGAGGGCAGUCGCAGUGGAGGCGUUGGUGGUGUCUCCUCGCAUGUGGGCAGCGGUGGCAUCAUUGGUGUCGAGGAUGAUGAUGAGGAGGAGGAGAACCUUAGCGAUGAGAAUCAAUCCGAAGUGGAUGAACGUUGUCUGGCCAAAGAUGAAGAAGAUUUGAGUGACACGGAACGUGAUAACCUGUCCACGGGCUCCGCGGCAGCUGCAGCGGCUGCGGCGGCAGCAGCGGCUCACCAGCUCCACCAGCAUGCCGCCUCGCACCACCACCAGGCGGUGGGUCUGUCCCACCUGGGGGUUGUGCACCAACACCAGAGGGGCUCACCCUCGUCGGCGGAGGCAGCUGCUGCCGCUGCCCUGCAGCACCAAAGAGCCUUGAACUACUCCCAAUUGGCGGCAGCAGCAGCGGCGGCCAAUGGGGCGGCUGUGGGUAGUGGUGCGGUGGCCAAUGGACCAGCCGGUGCCGGCGGUGGUGGUGCUUUGACCCCCAAUGAGGCCCUAAUGGCGGCUAACGAUGCGGCUGCCUUGGCUGGAGGACUGGCCUUGGGUCCCCUGGGUAUCGAUGCUCAUGCUGCUGUGCCCGCCAGCUCCACGGAAACGUUGCUCAGGAAUAUCCAGAGUUUGCUCAAAGUGGCAGCGGAUAAUGCCAGGCAGCAGGAGCGACAAAUUAGCUACGAAAAAGCUGAGCUCAAAAUGGAUGUUCUGCGAGAGCGAGAGGUCAAGGAUUCGCUAGAGCGUCAACUGGUUGAUGAACGUAAACUGAGAGUUCUCUAUCAGAAGCGCUUCCGCCGGGAACGAAAGAUCCGGAUUCGAUUUCAGCAGCAACUUGGUGGUGGCAGUGGUGCCUCCAAGGGUAGCCCCAAUGCCAAUGGAAGUGGUGGCGGUGGCUCUGGAUCCGCUUGUAGUGAGUCUGAGGCCUGUGGGGGCGGUGGUGCUGAUUCCAAGUGCAGUACCAACAACAAUAAUAAUAAUAAUAAUAACAAUAGCAACAGCAGCAGCCACGGCGGUGAUGUCGAGGCGAUGAAAGAAACCGACGGCGGCAGUGAAAAGUCAGACAAAUCCCUGGGCUCCAAUUCCUCCUGUGAUGUAACCGCCGGCCAUUCGGCCGGAUCCGGUUCCGGCUCAAUUUCCGCGGGAGCCAAUUGCCCCGAUUCGCCCACCCAUUUCAAGAGGGAGCCACACUCCGAUCACGAGGGUUCCGUGGAGCGGCAGCAUCGCUCCUCGGUCGCCUCAAUGGGCGCCCAGGAUGAGGAGCAGCGUUGUGGCAGUCGCGAGCGAGAUGAACGGCCGCCAAGUGGUUCCGCCGCUGCCGUCGCUGUUUCCGCUUCCGCAUCUGCCGCAGCGGUGGCAGCAGCAGCGGCUGCCGCAGAGGGAAGCCUUGCCGCAGCAGCGGCGGCAGCAGCAGCGGCGGCUGCCACUAAUGGCAAAGGACCAUGGAGCUAUCCGGGCAUUGAUCUAAUGGCCACCGGAGCAUUCUGGCAGAAUUAUUCAGAAUCCUUGGCCCAGGAACUGGAAAUGGAGCGGAAAACUCGGGCGGCCAAUGCCGAACGGGAUGUGAAAAGUCCGCUGUCAGAGCGACCGACGGCUUAUUACAAGAACUCCGUGCUUUUUGGUAGCGCCAAUUAAGCACUUGGACAGGUGAAGGUGAGCCCAACCGUUGGCCUGGAUAUAUAUAUAUAUAUAAAUAUAUAUAUAUAUUUGAUCUCAGAGUGCAAUCCAAACCGGCGGCUGCUCUUGAGGGCAAACAUUGUAAAUAAACAAAAUGAAGUAAAAUAAGCUAAAGAGAAGGUUGAGUUUUGAGAACGUUGCAAACGUUGGUGAGGCCAUUUUGUAUAUAUAGAGAAAUCAUAGUGAAACGAUGCAAGAACUUCCGAUAUAUCCCAUAUAGAGUGCUUAGAUCCCAUAAGCUUACAGUUACUUUGUAAAUAUAUAUACAUACUAUAUAUAGCAGCCGAUAUGAAAGACUUUUUAUUAAAGAAUUGUGCGGAAAAGUGCGGCGAAACGAAGAGCUGAAAUCCCAAUUGGCAUUUAGCAUUUAAAAAUCCCCAAAAAAAAUGAAAUAAUAAGAAAACCAUUUUUAGCAUUGCUUAAAAACCCUAUGAUAUAGCUUCAAUUCGAGUAUAUAUAUUAAU
Molecule: messenger RNA, 3952 nt
Organism: Drosophila serrata
Lineage: Eukaryota; Metazoa; Arthropoda; Insecta; Diptera; Drosophilidae
Gene: dac
Product: dachshund family transcription factor
Biological process (GO): regulation of transcription by RNA polymerase II
Cellular component (GO): nucleus; transcription regulator complex
Molecular function (GO): RNA polymerase II cis-regulatory region sequence-specific DNA binding; DNA-binding transcription factor activity, RNA polymerase II-specific
Source: RefSeq, a predicted model, not a curated record